AUUCCACUCAUUGUCAAUAUGACCAUUUAUUACGAUUAACCACUUUGCUAUUUUCGUAUUUCAUUAAUUUUUCAUAACUCUCCUACUGUGAAGUUCUUGAUUGCCAUAAAUCUUGUUGUCAGUUCUCAACUUGCUUUACUAUGAAUAAUUUGGUUUCACGUGUCGCUGCCAAACAAUGCCUAUCAUUAAGAGCAGUCGCAAGAGUUUCAAGCCGUAGCUUUGUUUCUAAAAUCGAAGAUGCUAGCACUCAUACGGGCCAGAAGUGGGAAUCUGAUGACUACAGAUUGGCUCGAUUCAUGAAUGCUCCCAAGCAAGUUAAUCCUAAUUGGGCAGUUAAUUUGAUAGCAGAAGUACCCCCAAAACAAGUUACUGAAAGAGUGGUAUGGUGUGAUGGAGGAAGUGGCCCUGAAGGACAUCCACGCGUUUUCAUUAAUUUGGACAAACCUGGGGACCAUUCAUGUGGAUACUGUGGUUUACGAUUUGUCAAAAAAGAUGGUCACUAAUAGAAGAAAACAAACAUGAGUGGAAUAAUUCUA
This is a messenger RNA of Spodoptera exigua (beet armyworm), 536 nucleotides long. NCBI's taxonomy places the organism in Eukaryota, Metazoa, Arthropoda, Insecta, Lepidoptera, Noctuidae. The record is from the annotation of a GenBank genome assembly.